Messenger RNA from Bufo gargarizans (Asiatic toad), 9571 nucleotides. Its product is annotated as arf-GAP with GTPase, ANK repeat and PH domain-containing protein 3-like. Gene Ontology annotation, cellular component: nucleus. The transcript has 15 exons. NCBI's taxonomy places the organism in Eukaryota, Metazoa, Chordata, Amphibia, Anura, Bufonidae. The record is from RefSeq and is a predicted model, not a curated record. The coding region runs from base 249 to 2447 and encodes 732 amino acids. Gene Ontology annotation, molecular function: GTPase activator activity; protein binding; GTPase activity.
UGGUGACGCAGGCGGUGACGCAGCCGGCGCGGGCGCGCGCUCUGUGUGUGGGAGUGCGCGCUCCCGGCAGCGCUCCGUUAUUAUCAGGCAGAGAGAGCGGCGGAGAGCGGACACCACCCACCCCGGGGCCUCCUCCCCUCCCCGCCCCUGCAUCAGUGCGCCGGACUACCUGCCCAUCAUCCCUUCAUUCAUUAACCCCUUCUUCCCUGCUGGCUGGCCCCCUGUUCUCUGGGGCCCCUGGUCACAGCAUGAAUUUCCCCCCUUCCGGCCUGUCUGGCAGCCCCCAGUCCUCCCUCACCUCGCAGGUGUCCAUCUCCGGGGGCCCCGGUACCCCCCAGUUUGGAACAGUCCCCCAGUUUGGCUCCGGACCAGUGACAGCGAACCAGUCAGCUGGAGCGCCCCCCUACGUCCUCUCCAACUCGGUGGCCAUCAGGGGGGAGAUUCAGAGGUUCGAGUCGGUGCACCCCAAUAUUUACGCCAUCUACGACCUGAUCGAGAGGGUGGAUGACUUGUCUCUGCAGAACCAGAUCCGGGAGCACGUCAUCGCCAUCGAAGACUCGUUUGUGAACAGUCAGGAGUGGACCCUGAGUCGCUCUGUGCCGGAGCUUAAAGUGGGCAUUGUGGGUAAUCUCUCCAGUGGGAAAUCAGCAUUGGUUCACCGAUACCUUACAGGAACAUACGUUCAGGAAGAGUCUCCAGAAGGAGGAAGAUUCAAGAAGGAAAUUGUAGUUGAUGGACAGAGUUACCUUCUGCUGAUCAGAGAUGAGGGGGGACCCCCGGAGAUGCAGUUUGCUGCCUGGGUUGACGCCGUUGUGUUCGUGUUCAGUCUUGAAGAUGAGAUCAGUUUCCAGACAGUAUUCAAUUACUAUGCGCGUCUGUCCAGUUACCGCAACACGGCCGACGUUCCCAUGGUCCUGGUCGGGACACAAGACGCCAUCAGUGCGACCAACCCUCGAGUGAUCGAUGACUCCCGGGCUCGAAAGCUGUCCAAUGACCUGAAGCGCUGCACCUACUACGAGACGUGUGCCACGUAUGGCCUGAAUGUGGAGCGUGUCUUCCAGGACGUGGCUCAGAAGGUGGUCGCUAUUCGGAAGAAGCAGCAGCUUUCCAUCGGUCCAUGCAAGUCUUUGCCCAAUUCUCCGAGCCAUUCUUCUGUUUCUGCAGCCACCAUUCCGUCCAUGCACAUUAAUCAGGCUACAAAUGGUGGAGGAACGUUCAGUGAUUAUUCUUCCUCUGUCCCCUCCACGCCCAGUAUAAGCCAACGGGAACUACGUAUCGAGACCAUUGCAGCUUCCAGUACACCAACCCCAAUCCGAAAGCAAAGCAAGCGUCGCUCCAACAUCUUUACAUCUCGGAGGGGCGCAGAGGUGGACAGAGAGAAGAGGGCCCCGGAAUGUAAAUCUGAGAGUGUUGGCAGUGGAAGAGCCAUUCCUAUCAAACAGGGAGUUCUGCUAAAGAGGAGCGGGAAAUCCUUGAAUAAAGAGUGGAAGAAGAAAUAUGUGACACUGUGUGAUAACGGGGUACUGACCUACCACCCAAGUCUCCAUUGCAGUAAUUCUCUGCUUCUUCUCCACACAGAACCGGAGGAGUCUUUCGGCUUCGUGAUCGUCUCGCUGAGUGGUCAGACUUGGCAUUUCGAGGCAUCUCUCUAUGAGGACCGUGAGCUUUGGGUCCAGGCCAUUGAGAGUCAGAUUUUGGCGAGUCUUCAGAGCUGCGAGAGUACGAAAAAUAAGACACGUCUCGGCAGUCAGAGCGAUGCCCUCGCCAUCCAGUCUAUACGGAGCGUUAGAGGAAACAGCCUGUGUGUGGACUGUGACACAGCGAAUCCAGACUGGGCAAGUCUGAACUUCGGAGCUCUGAUGUGUAUCGAGUGCUCUGGGAUCCAUCGUAACCUUGGGACUCAUUUGUCUCGUGUGCGGUCUCUUGAUUUGGAUGAUUGGCCAGUGGAGCUUACGAUGGUCAUGAUGGCGAUUGGGAACAGUCUGGCCAAUGUCGUGUGGGAGCACUGUACAGAGGGUUAUACCAAGCCGAGCCUCGAGAGCUCCAGGGAAGAGAAGGAACGUUGGAUCCGGGCAAAGUACGAGCAGAAGUUGUUCUUGUGCCCUCUGCCGGCAUCUGAUGUGCCUCUUGGACAGCAGCUGUUACGGGCUGUGGUGGAGGAUGAUUUACGGAUGGUGGUCACACUGCUUGCACAUGGGACCAAGGAGGAGGUGAACGAGACGUACGGCGAUGGAGAUGGGCGAUCGGCUCUUCAUCUGUCUGCGGCCAUGGCCAAUGUUGUGUGCACACAGCUCCUGAUCUGGUAUUCCGUUGAUGUCAAGAGUUGUGACGCGCGGGGGUUGUCACCGCUGGCGUAUGCCCGUCGGGCAGGCAGUACCGAGUGUGCUGACAUUCUCCUCCAGUAUGGCUGCCCCAAUGACCACUGCAGUCCAACCCCAGCUCUUUGAUUCCCAAGGACUGGAUCUCCAUACUCUAUGACUUGGGCAAGUCUCCUCUGUGAUCAGGGCACGUUCUCUCAUUGAUGACUUGGCUCUGGCAGCCAUUUGUAACUCCUUUUAGAGAAGAUAAUCCUCCUCAAAUCUCAGGAUACAGAAUGUUACCUCCCAAGUCUCCAUCAUGCUACCUUCCUACGUUGCGAAGCCUCCAUCAUUUCUAUCAUGGACCUUUGUUGGUGGGCAGAUAUGUCUCAUGAAACUGUCUAUUCAACACUCGUAUAAAUAAUUGUAUGGUACAGCUAUUUAAUGUACAGUCUAAGCACGUGCCGGUCUGGACCUCGGGACCUUACGUCUCUGGUAGAUGCAGAGAAUACUGGAAAUGGGGAUCAUGUGAGGUCACUGGUUGACGGAGUUUAUGUCCUCUCUGUGUCAUUCCUCCUCAUACUCAGUGGUGCCUGGUAUUUCUAACAGUCCAUAUGUAUAGUUUACAUGACCUGUACAUUCCCCCAGUACAUGCUGAUCGCUACCUGGAGUGGUCCAUACGCUGGGCUGAUAUGUGUCUCUCUCUGGGGAUAUAUAUAUAUAUAUGUAAAUAUUAUGUAAUAUAUGUACAAGAAUUCACCUCUUUAUUCAUAGAAGUGAAGCAGUUUAUGUUUACAUGUCUGAUGUCUUCUCCAUCUCAUUACUCAAGCUGUGAGGCAACACGACCCUAGCAUAUAAGAUUCAUUGCCACAGGUAUGUACAUAUGAGGCGGGUCAGAUAGGAACUUGAUGAAAGAACUAGGAUUUGGCAGAAGAGCUGAGAUACUUAGGAGUACCAUCUAGUGAGCCUGGUCCAGUACAAUCACGUGUACACCUAACCAUAGUCCCAUCUAAUAUGUCAGGUCCAGUACAAUCACGUGUACACCUAACGAUAGUCCAUCUAGUGAGCCUGGUCCAGUACAAUCACGUGUACACCUAACCAUAGUCCCAUCUAAUAUGUCAGGUCCAGUACAAUCACGUGUACACCUAACCAUAGUCCCAUCUAAUAUGUCAGGUCCAGUACAAUCACGUGUACACCUAACCAUAGUCCCAUCUAAUAUGUCAGGUCCAGUACAAUCACGUGUACACCUAACGAUAGUCCCAUCUAAUGAGCCAGGUCAGUACAAUCACGUGUACACCUAACCAUAGUCCCAUCUAAUGAGCCAGGUCAGUACAAUCACGUGUACACCUAACGAUAGUCCCAUCUAAUGAGCCAGGUCAGUACAAUCACGUGUACACCUAACCAUAGUCCCAUCUAAUGAGCCAGGUCAGUACAAUCACGUGUACACCUAACGAUAGUCCCAUCUAAUAUGUCAGGUCCAGUACAAUCACGUGUACACCUAACGAUAGUCCCAUCUAAUAUGUCAGGUCCAGUACAAUCACGUGUACACCUAACCAUAGUACCAUCUAAUAUGUCAGGUCCAGUACAAUCACGUGUACACCUAACCAUAGUCCCAUCUAGUGAGCCAGGUCCAGUACAAUCACGUGUACACCUAACCAUAGUACCAUCUAGUGAGCCAGGUCCAGUACAAUCACGUGUACACCUAACCAUAGUCCCAUCUAAUAUGUCAGGUCCAGUACAAUCACGUGUACACCUAACCAUAGUCCCAUCUAAUAUGUCAGGUCCAGUACAAUCACGUGUACACCUAACGAUAGUCCAUCUAAUGAGCCAGGUCAGUACAAUCACGUGUACACCUAACCAUAGUCCCAUCUAGUGAGCCAGGUCAGUACAAUCACGUGUACACCUAACCAUAGUCCCAUCUAAUGAGCCAGGUCAGGACAAUCACGUGUACACCUAACGAUAGUCCCAUCUAAUGAGCCAGGUCCUGUACAAUCACGUGUACACCUAACCAUAGUCCAAUCUAAUGAGCCAGGUCCAGUACAAUCACGUGUACACCUAACGAUAGUCCAUCUAAUGAGCCAGGUCCAGUACAAUCACGUGUACACCAAACCAUAGUCCCAUCUAAUGAGCCAGGUCAGGACAAUCACGUGUACACCUAACGAUAGUCCCAUCUAAUGAGCCAGGUCCAGUACAAUCACGUGUACACCUAACCAUAGUCCCAUCUAAUGAGCCAGGUCCAGUACAAUCACGUGUACACCUAACGAUAGUCCAUCUAAUGAGCCAGGUCCAGUACAAUCACGUGUACACCAAACCAUAGUCCCAUCUAAUGAGCCAAGUCCAGUACAAUCACGUGUACACCUAACGAUAGUCCAUCUAAUGAGCCAGGUCAGUACAAUCACGUGUACACCUAACCAUAGUCCCAUCUAAUGAGCCAGGUCAGUACAAUCACGUGUACACCAAACCAUAGUCCCAUCUAAUGAGCCAAGUCCAGUACAAUCACGUGUACACCUAACGAUAGUCCCAUCUAAUAUGUCAGGUCCAGUACAAUCACGUGUACACCUAACCAUAGUCCCAUCUAAUGAGCCAGGUCAGUACAAUCACGUGUACACCUAACGAUAGUCCCAUCUAAUGAGCCAGGUCCAGUACAAUCACGUGUACACCUAACCAUAGUCCCAUCUAAUAUGUCAGGUCCAGUACAAUCACGUGUACACCUAACCAUAGUCCCAUCUAAUGAGCCAGGUCCAGUACAAUCACGUGUACACCUAACCAUAGUCCCAUCUAAUAUGUCAGGUCCAGUACAAUCACGUGUACACCUAACCAUAGUCCCAUCUAAUGAGCCAGGUCCAGUACAAUCACGUGUACACCUAACGAUAGUCCAUCUAAUGAGCCAGGUCCAGUACAAUCACGUGUACACCUAACCAUAGUACCAUCUAGUGAGCCAAGUCCAGUACAAUCACGUGUACACCUAACAAUAGUCUCGUCUAAUGAGCCCGGUCCAGUACAAUCACGUGUACACCUAACGAUAGUCCCGUCUAAUAAGCCAGGUCAGUACAAUCACGUGUACACCUAAUGAUAGUCCCAUCUAAUAUGUCAGGUCCAGUACAAUCACGUGUACACCUAACAAUAGUACCAUCUAAUGAGCCAAGUCCAGUACAAUCACGUGUACACCUAACGAUAGUCCCAUCUAAUGAGCCAGGUCAGUACAAUCACGUGUACACCUAAUGAUAGUCCCAUCUAAUAUGUCAGGUCCAGUACAAUCACGUGUACACCUAAUGAUAGUCCAUCUAGUGAGCUAAGUCCAGUACAAUCAUGUGUACACCUAACGAAAGUCCCAUCUAAUGAGCCAGGUCAGUACAAUCACGUGUACACCAAACCAUAGUCCCAUCUAAUAUGUCAGGUCCAGUACAAUCACGUGUACACCUAACAAUAGUCCCAUCUAAUGAGCCAAGUCCAGUACAAUCACGUGUACACCUAACGAUAGUCCCAUCUAAUGAGCCAGGUCAGUACAAUCACGUGUACACCUAAUGAUAGUCCCAUCUAAUAUGUCAGGUCCAGUACAAUCACGUGUACACCUAAUGAUAGUCCAUCUAGUGAGCUAAGUCCAGUACAAUCAUGUGUACACCUAACGAAAGUCCCAUCUAAUGAGCCAGGUCAGUACAAUCACGUGUACACCUAACCAUAGUCCCAUCUAAUGAGCCAGGUCCAGUACAAUCACGUGUACACCUAACCAUAGUCCAUCUAGUGAGCCAGGUCCAGUACAAUCACGUGUACACCUAACCAUAGUCCCAUCUUAUGAGCCAGGUCAGUACAAUCACGUGUACACCUAACGAUAGUCCCAUCUAAUGAGCCAGGUCCAGUACAAUCACGUGUACACCUAACCAUAGUCCAUCUAAUGAGCCAGGUCCAGUACAAUCACGUGUACACCUAACCAUAGUCCCAUCUUAUGAGCCAGGUCAGUACAAUCACGUGUACACCAAACCAUAGUCCCAUCUAAUGAGCCAGGUCCAGUACAAUCACGUGUACACCUAACGAUAGUCCAUCUAAUGAGCCAGGUCCAGUACAAUCACGUGUACACCUAACCAUAGUCCCAUCUAAUGAGCCAGGUCAGUACAAUCACGUGUACACCUAACGAUAGUCCAUCUAAUGAGCCAGGUCCAGUACAAUCACGUGUACACCUAACCAUAGUCCCAUCUAAUGAGCCAGGUCCAGUACAAUCAUGUGUAUACCUAACGAUAGUCCAUCUAGUGAGCCAGGUCCAGUACAAACACGUGUACACCUAACCAUAGUCCCAUCUAAUAUGUCAGGUCCAGUACAAUCACGUGUACACCUAACAAUAGUCUCAUCUAAGGAGCCAGGUCCAGUUCAAUCACGUGUACACCUAACGAUAGUCCCAUCUAAUAUGUCAGGUCCAGUACAAUCACGUGUACACCUAACAAUAGUCUCGUCUAAUGAGCCAGGUCCAGUACAAUCAUGUGUACACCUAACGAUAGUCCCGUCUAAUGAGCCAGGUCCAGUACAAUCACGUGUACACCUAACGAUAGUCCCGUCUAAUAAGCCAGGUCAGUACAAUCACGUGUACACCUAACCAUAGUCCCAUCUAAUGAGCCAAGUCCAGUACAAUCACGUGUACACCUAAUGAUAGUCCCAUCUAAUAUGUCAGGUCCAGUACAAUCACGUGUACACCUAAUGAUAGUCCAUCUAGUGAGCUAAGUCCAGUACAAUCACGUGUACACCUAACCAUAGUACCAUCUAGUGAGCCAAGUCCAGUACAAUCACGUGUACACCUAACAAUAGUCUCGUCUAAUGAGCCAGGUCCAGUACCAUCACGUGUACACCUAACAAUAGUCCCGUCUAAUAUGUCAGGUCCAGUACAAUCACGUGUACACCUAACGAUAGUCCCAUCUAAUAUGUCAGGUCCAGUACAAUCACGUGUACACCUAACAAUAGUCUCGUCUAAUGAGCCAGGUCAGUACAAUCACGUGUACACCUAACAAUAGUCUCGUCUAAUGAGCCAGGUCCAGUACAAUCACGUGUACACCUAACGAUAGUCCCGUCUAAUAAGCCAGGUCAGUACAAUCACGUGUACACCUAACGAUAGUCCCAUGUAAUGAGCCAAGUCCAGUACAAUCACGUGUACACCUAACGAUAGUCCCAUCUAAUGAGCCAGGUCAGUACAAUCACGUGUACACCUAAUGAUAGUCCCAUCUAAUAUGUCAGGUCCAGUACAAUCACGUGUACACUUAAUGAUAGUCCAUCUAGUGAGCUAAGUCCAGUACAAUCACGUGUACACCUAACGAUAGUCCAUCUAGUGAGCCAGGUCCAGUACAAUCACGUGUACACCUUACCAUAGUCCCAUCUAAUGAGCCAGGUCCAGUACAAUCACGUGUACACCUAACCAUAGUCCCAUCUAAUAUGUCAGGUCCAGUACAAUCACGUGUACACCUAACCAUAGUCCCAUCUAAUGAGCCAGGUCCAGUACAAUCACGUGUACACCUAACAAUAGUCCCAUCUAAUAUGUCAGGUCCAGUACAAUCACGUGUACACCUAACCAUAGUCCCAUCUAAUGAGCCAGGUCAGUACAAUCACGUGUACACCUAACAAUAGUCCCAUCUAAUAUGUCAGGUCCAGUACAAUCACAUGUACACCUAACCAUAGUCCCAUCUAAUAUGUCAGGUCCAGUACAAUCACGUGUACACCUAACGAUAGUCCCAUCUAAUAUGUCAGGUCCAGUACAAUCACGUGUACACCUAACGAUAGUCCAUCUAAUGAGCCAGGUCCAGUACAAUCACGUGUACACCUAACAAUAGUCCCAUCUAAUAUGUCAGGUCUAGUACAAUUAUGUUUAGAGUAUGGCCAAACUUGCAGUUUUUGGCAGCCACUUCCCCUUUUUUGAAUCCACUCUUGUUUUGGCUUCAGUGAUGGCAUAAAAAUAUGGCGCGUCAGGCCCUAUCCUUACAACUAAUGGUUGUCCAGUCCAGCCAAGCCCUGUCCCUUUGGCAUGGUGGAUAGGUGUCAAUUUAUGGUGGAAUCUGGAGAAAUAUUUGUCUGUGUCAUGUUUAUGGCCACCUUAAUGAUUGUCUUCUCCAGUACAAUCCUUGUGACGCAUGACCUAACAAGCAGGUCUUAGCACAAUCACCGUGACUAUUCACACACUGCAUUGAUUGGAAAAUGUGGUAGAAAAUGGCCACAUCGUGCAGAAAGGGUCACUAGGUGUAACACUGCCCUUUGAUGUGAAUGAAAACGCUUGGGACCAACUUCCAGAAUGCUUCUAUGUAAAUAUAUCUAGUUCAAGUAGAAAUGGAGGCUUAUUUAUUACGUUCUAAGGAAAUCUCGCCUAUUUAAGAGAGUGCAGAGAGAAGGAUUGGUGUAAUCAGGGAGGCCUGAGCUGCCGGACAGCUCAGAAGAGACACUGACCCAGGCUGAGAUCACAACUGUGCCAGACCUCCCUUGUCUAGACGUAGGUCACAAAGAAACUGGUACUGUUGAUGAGAUGGUCGUAUCUGCUGGAGAACCUUGUAUAUAUGAAGAUCAUGAGACAUUGCAUUUGGGCUGAGGUGUGGUACAUUGUAGUCAAGUCUGAGGAUGAGUGUGGUUUUUGGAUUUGGGUCAUUGUGUGGAAUGUCUGAUGGCCUGAGAAGAAGCGGAGUCUGGGGUGUGUGAUGACUGUAGUCUGAAGGGUUGAUCUGCGUCUGUCCAAGUGAGAUAUUUGAAGGUUGAUUUGGACCUGGGAUCCAUGAUCUAAUGUGUCCGGUCUGAUUGAAGGAACAGUGUUGAUCCCUUGUGAUGGUUCAUUAAAUGAAGAACUUAGCUGGGGGAGAUUGGUCUGGGGAGUUUUCCAUAAUGGAAUGAAAAUCCAACCUCCAUAUGUGUAGGCUCUCUGGAUGGAGAGGAAAACCUGGUGGAGCAAUAGAUGUGCUGUCGUAGACCACCAUGGUUACAGCUGGAUCAGUGGGUUGUCAUUAUCUUUAGAUGGAUGAAUGUGUAAAAUCUGAUGAGGAGAUGCUCUGCAGAGCUGUGGUUCUAUAGAGCAGUUACAGGAGAUCCUCUGAAGAUGUUUACCUGCCCGGUAGAUGUUGGUGUUACUGGCUUUGUGUAGUAGAAGUUCCAGGUCUUCGCUGUGAGGUGGAUAUGACACAUGGAGAGGACAGUUCACAUUGCAGGGAGUUUCUGCUCUCAGUGUAUACAUUGUACAGUAUAUAUAUUUAUAUCUCUCUGUACAUACAAUCUGCUGUCUUGUGUGUGUGCUGUGAAAUAAAACUUGACCUUGUCUAUUG